UUUCUAUUAAGCCAUUCCCGUUAUUACGCCAUUCUCAUUCUCGUACCAAACAUUAUUAUUAUUAUUCACAUUCCCACAAUCUUUGCUUGCCUGCUUUGCGUGGAUCACCUGCUUUUCUCACUCUCUCUUCUCCACUCCACUCUACUCUAGAGAGAGAGAGAGAGAAAAAGGGUUUGUGUUUUCCGACAAUGUCCGAAGUUGAAGAAGCCGAUCCUCUCUCCGUUGGUACCCACCACUGUCACGCUAGUACGUCGUCUUCUGGGAAAGUGCCUCCGAGCCCUGCUGAUGGGGUUGUUGUUGCUGCUUCUGAUGAUCAGAUGGAAUCGCGUCCCCAAGCCAAGGAUCCUAGAAAGAUUGCUAGAAAUUAUCAAUUAGAGCUUUGCAAGAAAGCAAUGGAGGAGAACAUAAUUGUGUAUUUAGGGACUGGUUGCGGGAAGACCCACAUAGCUGUGCUGCUUAUGUACGAGUUACGAAAUCAGAUAAAGAAACCCCAGAAUGACAUUUGUGUUUUUCUUGCACCCACCGUGGCUUUGGUUCAACAGCAAGCAAAGGUUAUAGAAGAGUCUGUUGAUUUCAAGGUUGGAAUCUGCUGUGGGAGCACUAAGCAAGCAUAUUGGAAAAAAAAUAUUAAGCAAUAUGAGGUUCUUGUUAUGACUCCUGAUAUUCUACUGCACUGCUUAUCUCACUGUAAUAUCAAGAUGGAUUCCAUUGCACUGCUGAUAUUUGAUGAGUGUCAUCAUGCUCAAAUCAAAAGCAACCAUUCAUAUGCUGGAAUUAUGAGAAGUUUCUAUAAUAAAGAAGCAGAAAAGUGUCCUCGUAUAUUUGGCAUGACGGCAUCUCCAGUUAUUGGGAAAGAUGCUUCCAGUGAAGGAAAUUUACCAAAAAGCAUCAAUAGUCUUGAAGAAUUACUAAAUGCUAAGGUAUAUUCAGUUAAAGAUAACAAAGACCUGGAUAGUUUUGUGGCAUCUGCAAAAGUUAAAGUAUAUCAUUAUGGUCCUACCAAUGGGUUAUCCAACCCUUACAUGGCUUAUAAUAGUAAACUUGAAAGCGUGAAACGUGAGUGCAUAUCAACACUUGGUAGUAAAAUUAAAGACAAUUUUGAAAGUCUGAAGAGCACAAAGAAACUGCUAAAUAGACUACAUGAUAAUAUCAUAUUCUGCUUGAGAAGUCUUGGCGUUUGGGGAGCAUUACAGGCAAUUCGCAUUCUUUUGAAGGGCGAUGAAUCUGAACGGAAUACACUAAUAGAGGCAGAAGAUAAUUAUCGUGAUCAUUCUUCAUGCGAUUUAUAUCUUUCCAAGGCUGCAAAUGUCCUUGAUUCUGACUGUAGGAGAGAUGAUGUUGGAUCUGAUCUAUCUCGCUUGGAGAUAUUGAAAGAGCCAUUUUUCUCAAGCAAGCUUUUAAAACUUAUUGAAAUUCUUUCCUCUGUCAGGGUACAACCAAAUAUGAAAUGUAUAAUUUUUGUUAAUAGGAUUGUCACUGCAAGAUCCUUAGCAUGCAUCCUGCAAAGCCUUGAGUUUUUGGCAUAUUGGAAAAGUAAUUUUCUUGUAGGGGUGAAUGCUGGACUGAAGGGUAUGUCUCGCAAGACCAUGAACAUCAUUCUAGAGAAGUUUCGGGAUGGAGAGUUGAAUCUAUUGAUUGCAACUAAAGUAGGUGAAGAAGGACUUGAUAUUCAGACAUGCUGCCUGGUGAUACGAUUUGAUCUCCCAGAGACUGUUUCUAGCUUUAUACAAUCAAGAGGUCGUGCACGAAUGGCAGAGUCUGAAUAUGCAUUUUUGGUGGACAGGGGUGAUCAGAAAGAGCUAGAUCUGAUAGAAAAUUUCAAACAAGAUGAGCGUCAUAUGAACUGUGAAAUCAGUGUCAGAUCAUCAAAUGAGACGUUUAUUGGAUUAGAAGAAAGAGUAUACAGAGUUGAUUCUUCUGGUGCUUCCAUAAGUUCCAGUUAUAGCAUAUCAUUACUGCACCAAUAUUGUUCAAAACUUCCACAUGAUGAGUAUUUUGACCCAAAACCAAAGUUCUUUUUUCUAGAUGAUCUGGAAGGAACAGUCUGUCAUAUAAUUUUACCUUCCAAUGCUCCAAUACAUGCUAUUUUCAGCGCACCACAAUCCUCAAGAGAAGCUGCUAAGAAGGAUGCUUGUCUCAAAGCAGUUGAAGAGUUGCAUAAAAUGGGUGUAAUUAAUGACUAUCUUCUGCCAAUGCAAAAGAAUGCUAUUUUGGAAGAGUCAUUGCUCGACUCUUCUGAUUCUGACAGCCCUGAGGAUGACAGUGGACAAGUAGAAUUGCAUGAGAUGCUAGUUCCUGCUGUGCUAAAAGAGUCAUGGCAUAGCACAGAGACUCCUUUUUGUUUGCACUCAUACUAUAUUGAGUUUACCCCCAAUCCUGCUGAUAGGAUUUAUAAAAAAUUUGGUUUAUUUGUGAAGGCUAGUCUCCCAGUCGAGGCUGAGACAAUGGAACUUGAGCUUCAAUUGGCUCGUGGGAGGACAGUAAUGACAAAGCUCAUCCCAUCAGGCGUGACAGAAUUUUAUGAAGAUGAGAUUAUUCUGGCAGAGAAAUUUCAAGAAAUGUUUCUCAAGGUCAUUCUUGAUCGCGAGGAAUUUGUUUCUCAAUUUGUUCCAUUGGGAACAAAUGUCUUUUCUAAAUCAGGUUCUCAGACCUUCUACCUGUUGCUCCCAGUAACUUUCCAUGACUAUGAAAAUACACUGAGCAUAGAUUGGAAGAUUAUCAGAAAAUGUUUAUCAUCCCCAGUUUUCAGAAGUCCGGGAGAUACUCUUGAAAAAAAUAUUCUUGCGCCGGAUGUUAGCUUGCAACUUGCUGAUGGUCGCAGAAAAAUAAGUGAUAUUGAGAAUAGUUUUGCUUAUGCUAUUCAUACGAAAAGCUUUUACUUUAUUUCUCACAUUGUGCACGAAAGGAACGGGCACAGCCCAUACACAAAUCAAGAUACUGAAACUUAUAUGGAGCAUUUAGUUGAAAGGUUUGGCAUCACACUUAAAUACCCUGAACAACCUUUUCUGCUUGCUAAACCUCUUUCCUGUCUACACAACUUGCUGUGCAAUCGGAAGAACAAUGAUUCUGUGUCAAGCCACCAAGAUGAGUUCUUAAUGGAUUUUCCUCCUGAGGUUUUUCAGUUGAAGAUUAUAGGCUUUUCUAAAGAUAUUGGAAGUUCAAUUUUUCUGUUACCUUCUUUUAUGCAUCGCUUGGAAAACCUUUUAGUUGCCAUUGAACUGAAGAAUCAGUUAUCUCUUUCAUUCCCUGAGGCAUCUGAAGUUACUUCUCGCAGAGUUCUUGAAGCGCUAACCACAGAGAAAUGCCAGGAGUGUUUUUCUCUUGAGAGGCUUGAAGUACUUGGUGAUGCUUUUCUCAAAUUUGUUGUUGGAAGGAGUGUUUUUAUCUUGCAUGGUACUCUUGAUGAAGGUCAACUUUCAAACAAACGGUCCAACAUAGUAAACAAUUUGAAUUUAUGCAAGCUAGCGUGUAAGAGGAACUUACAGGUGUACAUACGUGAUCAAAAAUUUGACACCAGUGAGUUUUUCGCAUUGGGCCGCCCUUCCCCAACAAUAUGUACCAAGGAAAAGGAGGAAAGUAUCCAUUCUCAAUAUUUGAAUAGCAAUAGCACAGUCAAUAAGACAAAUGCUAUUGAGGUCAGAUGUAGCAAAGGUCACCACUGGUUGCGCAAGAAAACUGUCGCAGAUGUUGUUGAAGCUCUUGUUGGAGCAUUUCUUGUAGACAGUGGCUUUAAGGCUGCAAUUGCAUUUCUUAGAUGGAUUGGCAUACAAGUGGACUUUAGAGCCUCACAAGUUACUGAUAUUUUCCGCGCAAGCGAGAAAUACAGCACACUUGCUGCUGAAAUCAACUCUAAAGCUCUGGAGAGUUCAUUAGGAUACCAGUUUCUCCAUAGGGGUCUUCUUCUACAGGCUUUUAUACAUCCUUCGUACAACAAGCUUGGAGGAGGCUGCUACCAGAGGUUGGAGUUUCUUGGAGAUGCUGUCUUGGAUUAUUUAAUCACAUCCUACCUGUAUUCAGUUUAUCCAGAACUGAAUCCCGGUCAAUUGACAGAUUUGAGAUCAGAGUAUGUGAAUAAUGAAGCCUUUGCAAGUGUUGCAAUUGAACGGUGUCUCCACAAGUUUCUUAUCUGUGACUCCAGCAGCCUUACCCAAGACAUUAAAGUUUAUGUGAACUCAAGAAGUAAAAAUGGGCUAAAAUGCCCUAAGGCUUUAGGUGACGUGGUUGAAUCCUGUGUUGGUGCCAUUCUACUAGACACGGGUUUCGAUUUGAACCGUGUUUGGAGUAUAAUGUUAUCCUUUCUGGAUCGAAUUAUAAGCUUCUCCACUUUGCAGCUUAAUCCUUUAAGGGAAUUGCUAGAACUUUUCCAAUCUUCUUCUGAUCAUGGGGAUAAUCUUUAUACAGUGACAAAGAAAGAUGAUCUUUAUGUAGUUGAAGCAAAAGUGAAGGUCAAAGAUAAUGUCUAUGCAACUGCUUCUGCAACCAACAAGAGCAUGAAGGAAGCAAAGAAAACUGCUGCUGAACAAAUAAUUGCAGAAUUGAAGGCUCAAGGCAUCAUUUCCAAGUCUAGAUCCUUGGAGAAAGUCUUACAAUCAAGCUCUAAGAAGGAAGCUAAGCUCAUUGGAUAUGAUGAAAUACCGAUCCAUGUAACACCAUCCACUGAUUCUGUUAAAGCUGACAAUCUGACUAUAGAAGAACCCGUAAUCUUCAAGUUUGUUUCCGAAGAUCGUUCCAAUAAUGAACUGAAAACUAACUCAAUAUGCAAGGGUCCUAACAAAAAACUCCCCCUAACUAAUGGCCAGGCUAGUAAUACUGAUGACUUAGACACUGACUCACAGACUUCAGGUGGUUCACAGAGUGAAAAAGCGGCAACAGCAAGAUCCCGAUUGUAUGAGGUUUGCGCUGCUAAUUCUUGGAAGCCUCCUUCAUUUGAAUGUUGCAAAGAUGAGGGACCUGGCCACUUAAAAUUAUUUACUUACAAGGUUUUAGUAGAGAUAGAAGAAGCUUCUGAUAUGGUUUUGGAAUGCUUUAGUGGAGAACAUCCCAAGAAGAAAGCAGCAGCUGAACAUGCUGCAGAAGGGGCUCUGUGGUUCUUGAAAAAACAGGGGUAUUUAUGAAGAAAAAAAAACUUUCCAAUAAUUUAACAUAAUUUUUUUUUUCUCACUAGAUAUUGGAGGGCAUCCUUCUCAGUGAAAAUUAUAUAUGUACUUGAGUAAUCACAAAAGUCCUUGAUUGAAACUGAGAUCAACCUGAAGUUGUUCUAUGUACUCUACCCCCGUUGUAUAUAGUAUAUUUUUAUUACAUUUUUCCAUUGAAGGUGGUUUUGAAAAAUCACAUUCUAAUUGGAAGUAGAUGUAACCAGUGGUAACUACUAGGAAAAUUGCUUUUUUUUGGAAAGUUUUGGCCUUAUAAAAACUUUCAGAAUAACAUAUAAAGUAGGGGUGGGCAUCCGAUCCAAUUUAAUAGGAAAAUUUAUAUGGUAUACUAA
Cannabis sativa is the source of this 5485-nucleotide messenger RNA. RefSeq names its product dicer-like protein 4. Gene Ontology annotation, molecular function: ribonuclease III activity; ATP binding; RNA binding. The record is from RefSeq and is a predicted model, not a curated record. NCBI's taxonomy places the organism in Eukaryota, Viridiplantae, Streptophyta, Magnoliopsida, Rosales, Cannabaceae. The transcript is spliced from 25 exons. Gene Ontology annotation, biological process: siRNA processing. Bases 189 to 5114 code for a protein of 1641 amino acids. Gene Ontology annotation, cellular component: cytoplasm; nucleus.